GGAGGCAAUAGAGAUUUCCCAAAAGAUCUCUCGCAUUAAUCCCAGCUACACCAUAGAUACAGGGACGGAGGGAGAUUUAUUUCAUCAUCUAUCUUCUUCUUCCUAUUCUUCUUCAAGAGAGUUGUAUGUCACUUAUGCUGGGAUUUUAGUGUGGCCAUGAGUUGUGAUGAAUAACUUCAGUCUUGUCACACACUAAUUAGUAAGAUCAUUAAUCAUCACUUCAAAUGACCACUGUCAAAUUGAUUGAUUUGGUGUUUGAUGACUUGGUAAAUAUGAGCAUUCAUUUCUUUCCUUGAAAGAUGCGAGGGGAACAAUGGAGACUGAUACUCGGCAUUCUUUCUCUUCAAGGGCGAUCCGCAGAACAGACCGAAAUAAUCAAAGCCAGAAAAACAAAGAUGUUGAAGAUGGUUUUCUUUUUUCAAGCAGGUUCUCCCAAGAUGUUCCAAUGAAGAUUAUUUGGAAGAGGGGUUUUAUACGAUUGGUUCUUGUGGGAGGCAUCCUAUGGAUGUUACUCAUUCUUGUCGCAUUAUUAUUUCACAUAUGGUCAUGCCAAUCUUCUGUUGCUUUCAUUUCAGGUAUUUGUAGAAAAGAUAGCAAGGUGUUUAUCAUGUUGGACAAUAUGGGACUCGUUCCAAAACAACACCGCUGUCCAAUUCCUAUCAUGGAUGAUCCAAAUUCCAUAGUCAUUCCUGAGAGAGGAAUUUCCGACACGAUUCCUCAGAAGCUAUCAUAUUAUUUGGUGGACGAGCAUGUAAAGGCCGAACCCCAAUCUCCUCCACUAUUUGGAGGGCAUCAAAGCUGGAAGCAAAGAGAAGAUAGUUUUAAACUGAAUUCAACCAUGAAGGUGCACUGCGGUUUCAUGCAAAAUGGGGGUGCAGAGAUGGAUGCUGUAGAUGUAAAAUAUGCCAAGAAAUGUAGAUUCGUGGUUGCCUCUGGCAUUUUUGAUGGUUAUGAUACGCCCCAUCAACCUUCGAAUAUAAGCCUUCGUUCCCAAAAACUUUUUUGCUUUCUUAUGGUGGUAGACGAAAAGUCCCUUGAUUUCAUCAAGCAGAAUGUUAGUGUCAGAGAGGACAGGCAUGGGGGCAAAUGGAUUGGUAUUUGGCGAAUCGUGGUGCUGCACCAUCCUCCAUAUGAUGAGCCCAGAAGGAAUGGGAAGGUCCCGAAGAUUUUAACCCACAGGCUAUUUCCAGAGGCACAGUAUAGCAUCUGGAUCGAUGGGAAGAUGGAGCUUAUAGUUGAUCCAUUGCUUAUUCUUGAAAGGUAUCUCUGGCGUGUGAAGCGCACGUUCGCUAUUGCGCGCCAUAAACACCACCAAAGUAUUUACGAGGAGGCUGAUGCGAUCAAAAGAAGGAAGCGCUAUGCUCGGCCACUGAUCGAUCUUCACAUGAAAAUAUACCGUUUCGAGGGAAUGGAACCAUGGAAUCCAAUGAAAAAUACACUCAGCGAUGUGCCAGAGGGGGCCAUCAUCAUACGGGAGCACACCGCCUUAAAUGAUCUUUUCAGCUGCCUGUGGUUCAACGAAGUCAACCUCUUCACGCCGAGGGAUCAGCUAAGCUUCGGCUACGUUGUGUACAGGUUAGGCAGGUCCUUCAAGUUCUUUAUGUUUCCUAACUGUGAGUACAAUUCGUUGUUCAUAUUGCACAAGCAUACCAGGGAGCAUUCAUCCGUGGUCGAGUGGGUGAAGUCCUUGGAUGAAUUUCAAGGGAAUGCCACUGGACUGAAAGAGAGUAGGGGAGGUUUAGGCCUUUGGACUCCUUACCCUGGAGACCUGAAAUCAGUUGUACUUCCACAUGUUCCAAGGACAUCACAAGCUGGCUAAUGAAAAAAUAAGACAUGCAUUUUUUUUCCAAUUUUCCUUUAAUAUCAUGUUGUUGUGUUUUAAGACUUCUCUACCCAUCAAGAAGCUCCCGAUAUUUUGGUUGA
Molecule: messenger RNA, 1923 nt
Organism: Magnolia sinica
Lineage: Eukaryota; Viridiplantae; Streptophyta; Magnoliopsida; Magnoliales; Magnoliaceae
Product: probable hexosyltransferase MUCI70
Exons: 8
Coding region: 314-1819 (501 amino acids)
Source: RefSeq, a predicted model, not a curated record